CAAGUAGGGCCGAAGCCCAACCGAUCUUCACCGGAGAGGACAAAGCCCAAAGGGAGUGCGUGUGCGUGCGCUCCUCUCAGCAGGCGGCGGCGGCGGCAGCAGCGAGCAAGCGAGCGGCAAAUCGCCGGCGGCGAGGGCGCGCGACCGAGGCGUCUUGAGCCCCCGCCAUCCGGGUUCGUUCAACCAGAGGCCCUCACACACCACCUGCUCGACCGACUUCCAAAGAUAGGGAUGAUCAAGUCCAAGAGCGAGAGGCAUGGCAGCACCGGUGACAGGAUCAGCGCCCUCCCCGACGACCUGCUCCACCACGUCAUGUCCUUCCUGACGCCGUGGGAGAUUGUUCAGACAUGCUUGCUCUCAAGGCGGUGGCGAAAUGUCUGGGUAUCUGCAAGGUGCCUCAGCAUCGACUCGGACCAGUUCAGCACCUUGAGGCAGCUCAAGAAGUUUCUUGACAAUUUGCUUUUGGACCGCGGGUACACAGCGCUCCACACGUUCUGGCUCCGCAUCAACUUUGGCAUAUUUUAUCCCGAUUCUAUAGAUGAUUAUUGUCAAAUCCGUCCGUGGGUCUGCCAUGCCCUUAGGAGCAACGUCCAGGUUUUAGGUAUAGUCCACCAUGGAGAAAUUCUUACCAUUGGAAAUGCCUUCACCUCGUCGUAUCUCAAGAGGUUACAGCUACGCAAUUUUGACGUUGAUGACUGGUUUGUCAAGAAGCUGUUUUCUGGAUGCCCUAACCUGGAAGAGUUAGAGCUGAUAUGCUGUUUUGUUAACAUCAUCAAGUUUUCCUCUACCAAACUUCAGAGAUCGACUGUUACCACUACUGAUGAUCGUUCAAUAUCUUGCUUGGGCUUUGAAGAUAUGGUAAUAGAUAUGCCAAAGUUAGUUUCCUUAGACAUAAAGGAGGUUCCUGAUAGAAAUCUGUAUUUCGUGGAUGUGUCAUCGUUGGAAACUGCCUCAGUUUGCAUUGAUGAAUCCUCUUUCGCAAGUUCUCAAGUCGACUGCAAUGUUCUCAGUGCUCUUUCAAACAUCACCAGCUUGAGGUCGCUGUCUCUAACUGUCCGUCACAAGGUAUUGGAAAGGGAUGUGCUAAGGUGUGCUAAAUUCAACAGCCUGACAACUCUAUCGCUUGGUGAAUGGUGCUUGGGCUCUGGCUGCAGUUCGUUACUUCACUUGCUUCAACGAUCGCCUAAAAUACAGAAACUUAUCCUGCAUCUUACAGAUGUUGGUGCUUCUCAGUGUGAUCACCCUGAGCAACAUGCUGUCGUAGUAGGAGAUCCAACCUGCAGUGAAACACAAAGACCAUUCAAUUGUGAGAAUCUUAAGAAAAUCGAAAUCAACUGCCCACUAGGUGAUAAGAGAAUCCACGUCAUUGUGAGGAUCUUGUAUGAGAACAUUAACUCUCCGACAGAAAUUAAUAUCAUGAGCCAUUAGCUAUUUAUAAGGGUCAGCAUGUACGCUGAUACUGGAUUUUCAUGGCGGUGGUUAUCAGACUAUGGACUAAAAGUGUUCCUGAUUCCUGUAGGACUUCUGCUCCGUUUGUGGCUUGUUUUGUUUAACUGCCACAUGCCCACAUGUUUGUGCUUGCUGUUAUUCUUUAAUUAACGACUCCCAAAAAUUUAUCUUUGACAUUUAUGGAACAUCCCAUAACUGUUAUGGUAAUUGGUUGGAAUGUGUUUAAUGUAACUCGGUUAUCAUGUAGUCAUGUACACGUCGAUUCGAGACGAGGUAUUUGAAUCUUGUGAAUGUGAGAAAAGUCAGUUUAUCUUUCUA
Messenger RNA from Aegilops tauschii subsp. strangulata, 1767 nucleotides. RefSeq names its product FBD-associated F-box protein At5g18780. Gene Ontology annotation, molecular function: protein binding. The record is from RefSeq and is a predicted model, not a curated record. NCBI's taxonomy places the organism in Eukaryota, Viridiplantae, Streptophyta, Magnoliopsida, Poales, Poaceae.